Messenger RNA from Frankliniella occidentalis (western flower thrips), 483 nucleotides. RefSeq lists its product as uncharacterized. Bases 1 to 483 code for a protein of 160 amino acids. The record is from RefSeq and is a predicted model, not a curated record. Lineage: Eukaryota; Metazoa; Arthropoda; Insecta; Thysanoptera; Thripidae. The transcript is spliced from 3 exons.
AUGGCUUUACUGUGUGGGCAGCGCAAGAUGCAGGUCAAGAAUGUGGGCCCCGGAUACUCGGACCACAACUCAUACUGGGUGGGCGCGUCCGACGUCACCAACGAGGGCGACUUCCGCUGGACGGACUCGCUGCCCUUCUCGUACACGAACUGGUUCCCCGGGUGGACGCAGCACGGCGGCUACAACCGGCAGCCGAACGACGACGGCUUCUCGGCGCAGGACUGCGUGGAGCUGCGGCGGGCGUUCCUGCUGCCGCCGCCCAACGCCGCGCCCGCCGCGCAGGCCGCCGCGCUGCUGCCGCUCGACUCGUCCUUCCGCUGGAACGACCGCGACUGCAGCACGCGCAACCACUUCCUGUGCGAGCGCCCGCGCGACGCCCAGUGUGAGUCUUCUCUUCUCGAGCCGGACGAUAAAAACUACUUCUUGCAAGUAGUGGUAGUGGUCCGACACAUCCGCCGCCGCGGCGCCCUUCUGUCGGGCUGA